Bombus terrestris (buff-tailed bumblebee) is the source of this 11092-nucleotide messenger RNA. RefSeq names its product F-box only protein 11 (gene FBXO11). The record is from RefSeq and is a predicted model, not a curated record. Bases 38 to 2896 code for a protein of 952 amino acids. Gene Ontology annotation, biological process: regulation of apoptotic process; ubiquitin-dependent protein catabolic process; protein ubiquitination. The transcript is spliced from 8 exons. Gene Ontology annotation, molecular function: protein binding; zinc ion binding. Lineage: Eukaryota; Metazoa; Arthropoda; Insecta; Hymenoptera; Apidae.
CCGUUUCUCGCAUAAUUUUCCGGGAAGCACGAUAAAAAUGCCAAGUGCGUCGUUCACAUCAUCGCGCAAUUACGUGCGAAGAUCCCGAAGAAAAGGUGCAAACAGAAUUCCUCUGCCUUCGAGAACCACCUCGGCCGAGCCAUGCGACUUGCCAUGUUCAGCAUCAAAUCAGAUACCUCCUGGGGGUGGAGUUGGUGGUGGAGGGGGAGGAGGAGGAGGUGGAGGUGGGGGUGGAAGUGGUGGAAGAGGAUCGUCACCCAGUGUCUCUGGUGUUGCAGCACCAUCACCUUCCCCGUCACACUCUCACUCAUCUCCAUAUGAUCUAAGACGUAAAAGUCCACCACAUCCAGAUCCUGCUCCUGGUACCAGUUCUGCCCUACCUCCUUCAGGUGGCAGUAGUAUAGGAGCCACUCUUGGUUCUUCCUCUCUACCAGCAAGAAAACGACCUAGGCGGACUUGUUCAUUAUCCACAGAUGGUACAAAUACAAAUACUGCAGCACAUUAUCUUCAGUAUGAGUUACCGGAUGAAGUGCUGCUUACUAUAUUUAAUUAUCUAAUGGAACAAGAUCUAUGUAGAGUUUCCCAGGUUUGCAAACGUUUUCAAACAAUUGCAAAUGACACUGAACUGUGGAAGUCUCUUUACCAGCAAGUCUAUGAAUAUGAUUUACCACUAUUUAAUCCUGCACCUUGUAAAUUUGAAUUUGUUUCCCCGGAUGAAUCAGACUAUCCAAAUCCAUGGAAAGAAAGCUUUAGACAACUAUAUAGAGGAGUACAUGUUAGGCCAGGAUUUCAGGAUUUGAAGUUUAAAGGUCGGAAUUUGCCAUACUUUAAUACAGUUCAGGGAGCAUUAGAUUAUGUAGAUGAAUAUAGAAGCAAUAGUGGCCCAUCGUCAAAUAAUAGCACAACUACAAGUGGUCAAGGGAAUUGUUGUGGAAACAAUUCCCAGGUAACAGAAGAAGCACCCCAACAUCUAGUUUUCUUACAUGCUGGAAUAUAUAGAGGCGAAUUUCUUGUAAUCGACAGCGACGUUGCAUUAAUCGGAGCAGCACCUGGAAAUGUGGCAGAAUCUGUUAUAUUAGAACGAGAAAGUGAAUCUACAGUUAUGUUUGUAGAAGGAGCAAAACGAGCUUAUGCCGGUCACCUCACAUUAAAGUUUACUCCAGACGUUACUAGCACAGUGCCGCAUCAUAAACAUUAUUGUUUAGAAGUUGGUGAAAAUUGCAGUCCCACGGUUGAUCAUUGUAUUAUUAGGAGUUCGAGUGUUGUUGGAGCAGCUGUUUGCGUGUCUGGGGUAGGGGCGAAUCCUGUAGUGAAAAAUUGUGACAUAUCGGAUUGUGAAAAUGUUGGACUCUAUGUCACUGAUUAUGCACAAGGAACUUACGAGGACAAUGAAAUUUCCAGAAAUGCAUUAGCAGGAAUCUGGGUGAAGAAUUAUGCAAAUCCAAUCAUGCGAAGAAAUCAUAUUCAUCACGGAAGGGAUGUCGGAAUCUUUACGUUUGAUAAUGGUCUCGGGUAUUUCGAGGCUAACGAUAUCCAUAAUAAUCGAAUAGCAGGUUUUGAAGUAAAAGCUGGUGCUAACCCUACGGUUGUGCAUUGUGAAAUACACCAUGGUCAGACAGGUGGAAUUUAUGUUCAUGAGAAUGGUUUAGGGCAAUUUAUCGAUAACAAAAUUCACUCAAAUAAUUUCGCCGGUGUUUGGAUUACCUCCAAUUCGAAUCCCACUAUUCGUAGAAAUGAAAUUUAUAAUGGUCAUCAAGGGGGAGUAUAUAUAUUUGGAGAAGGAAGAGGCUUGAUCGAACACAAUAAUAUAUAUGGUAACGCGCUAGCGGGUAUACAAAUCAGAACGAAUUCGGAUCCUAUUGUUAGACAUAAUAAAAUACAUCAUGGUCAACAUGGUGGUAUAUACGUGCAUGAAAAGGGACAAGGAUUAAUCGAAGAGAAUGAAGUAUAUGCAAAUACAUUAGCAGGUGUUUGGAUAACUACAGGAUCGACACCGGUAUUAAGAAGAAAUCGUAUUCAUAGCGGAAAACAAGUUGGAGUUUAUUUUUAUGAUAAUGGACAUGGAAAACUAGAAGACAAUGAUAUUUUCAAUCAUUUGUAUUCAGGAGUACAAAUAAGAACUGGAAGUAAUCCAGUAAUACGCGGGAAUAAAAUAUGGGGUGGACAAAAUGGUGGCGUUCUUGUGUAUAAUAGCGGAUUAGGUUUACUCGAACAAAAUGAAAUUUUUGAUAAUGCAAUGGCCGGAGUUUGGAUUAAAACAGAUAGUAAUCCUACGUUAAAAAGAAACAAAAUAUUCGAUGGGCGAGAUGGUGGAAUUUGUAUAUUUAAUGGUGGCAAAGGUGUCCUCGAAGAAAAUGAUAUAUUUCGUAACGCUCAAGCAGGAGUGCUUAUUUCCACACAAUCCCAUCCUGUCUUAAGGAGAAACCGAAUUUUCGAUGGAUUGGCAGCCGGUGUCGAAAUAACGAACAAUGCAACUGCUACGUUGGAAUUUAAUCAAAUUUUCAAUAACAGAUUCGGUGGUCUAUGUUUAGCGAGUGGAGUACAACCAACAACUAGAGGCAAUAAAAUAUUUAAUAAUCAAGAUGCAGUUGAAAAAGCGGUCGGAAACGGCCAAUGUUUAUACAAAAUUUCGUCAUAUACCUCUUUCCCUAUGCAUGAUUUCUAUCGUUGCCAAACAUGCAAUACAACAGAUCGUAAUGCAAUUUGUGUAAACUGCAUAAAAACCUGUCAUGCUGGGCACGACGUAGAAUUCAUUAGACAUGACCGAUUCUUCUGUGACUGUGGUGCUGGAACAUUGAGUAAUCAAUGUCAACUUCAGGGUGAACCUACACAAGAUACAGACACGUUAUACGAUAGUGCGGCACCAAUGGAAUCACAUACACUUAUGGUCAACUAGGAACUAACAUAAACUAAAUAAAACAAUCAACACUGAGUCUGUAAGUCCCAUGCAUUGCAAACAAGGAGUAGUUUGUUGCAGAGUUCUUUAUUAUGACACUUGUUCCUUCGCGUCCCUCAUUGUGAUUGUUAUUUUGUAAAGCUACCGUUAUUGUUAACGUAUUCCAAUUAAUGAUAAUUUCAUUAUCAUCAUUAUUAUUAUUAUUGUCAUUGUCAUUGUCGUUAUUCGCUUCAUUUUCGCCAUCAUCGCGGUGAUUAAAAUUACUACAUCCAUUUUCAUUAUUUUGUAAUAUUAUAUUCGUGAGUAUAUAAGUGAAAGUUCGUUGGACCAUACUGUUAUCAUUAUUGUCAUCGUCUUUAUUAUGGAAAGUAUAUUUUUUAUUACAGAAUUAGUACUCUUCGUUCCGAUGUAUAUCUUAAUAUAAACAGAUAUACGUUAAUUGAUAUUUAUAUUCGAUCAGAUAUAGAGGAACAACUUUAUCUGAUGCAACACAAGUUUUAUUUGGAGGAAGGAAGACUGUUAGGAACUGAUUUCUUCUCUUUUACUUUUUUCAUUGCUCUUUGUUAAAAGCAAUUUCACAAGAUAAAAAUAAUAUUUCUUGUGAUUAUGUAAUAAAGAACUCCGCAACGAAAAAGAAAAAAGACGUCAAAUAAUCAAGAAAAAUAAGUGACGAUGAAUUUCUUAUGUAAGCAAAUCUAUUAAUUAGAUAACAUGAAAUUUAUUUAAACGUGUAACAAAAAAAAAGUACUGUGGUUAAACGUUAAUCAACCGAAGAUAUGCUACAAACUUUUGAUGUGACUUUCCAUUAAGUUUCUUUAAUUCUUAACUUCGUAUAUAAAGCAAAGAAAGUGCAGUGGAUUUGUGUAAAAAGAUGGAAUUAAGAAAAAACGUAUGUGUAUACGCCGUUAGGAAAAAGACACGUGACAAUCGUGACGAUAUUUAAAGAAAACUGUUUAAACAAUGAAAAAGUUCGUGCAAUGCAACAGCAUUGAUAAAAAGGAAUAAUUCUCUAAGCUUACGAUAAAACACAGUGUCGCGGAUGUAAAUUGUGUAUAAUCGUAUCGUUAAUAAACGCGAAUAGACAGUAGCAUUAAACAAAUGAUUUGCUACUUGAACAAAAACACUUUGAGCUCGUAUAAGUUGUGAGGAAGGCCCACUACAAGAUUUCUCAUUCACGAUUGAACGAAACUUAACACACUAGUGCAUUAAAACAGAGGAAAGGACGAAGAAGUGCAUAUUGUGUAUUCAUAAUGAUGGAAUUGUUGGUCAUGCUGAAUGAAGUCAGCUAGCUUGAAGAUAAAAAUUGGAAGAACAAUUAGAAGCAGUUACAAUAAUUAAAUGAUAGGGCAAGUGCGGCUUUGAUAAAUCUGUGGUACAAAUUUUGAAGCACGGCAGGCUAGUGCAAGCAGAGUGAAGAUCAAUGAUGACAUACUGAAACAGAUGUCUAAAAAAUGUGAUAUGUAAAAUUCACAACUGGAAUAAUCAAAAUGAAACUGAAAGACCUGUACAAUUCUAAGAAUCUUUUUUGCAAUGUAAGUGUACCUCAUAAUACACAUAUACAGUUCUUCAAUUCUACUAUCCAUAUUGUGAAUAGUGAUGGCUCUAAAUUGCCCGAUGGGAAAAGUGCAUAAUAAAACGAUACUAUAUUUAAAAAGUAAAUUUAAAAGAAAUUUACGUAAUGUGCAUUGAUGUAUACCAGUGAAAAAAAAGGAAAGGAAAAGUUUACGGAGAAAAGUAAAGAAAAGCGAUAUACUGUCCAAGGAACAGUUUUAAAAAAAAAGUAAUCUCGAAUUUUUAAAGUAAUCCAAUUUUUUUAAUAUUAUGUUAGCUGUAAAAUCUAAUCAUAUUAUUAUAAUUGUAUUUCAAGAGCUAUUGGCUCUUGUAUGAAGGAAAUGAACAAAAAGCGCCUAUUAGCGAUAAUUUUAGACGCAACCACAUCCAUUUAUUCAAAUGAUACUAUAUUAAAAUAAGUAGGCAAAAUAUUCGAAACCAUUGUGGUAAAAUUUUGUUGCGGAAACAAAAUUUUACAAGUCAAUCUUACGUAGUACUUUUGUAUAUCAUUUGGUAGAAAAUGCAUAAUGGUACAUGAGAAUUGCCUUUGAACUUACUGACCUAAGGUCUGUAGUAUUAUACACCUCAGUGUCAUACUAUACAUAGUAUAACUAUAUAUAAUAUCUAACAUGAUAUGUUCACUGAAAAUAUUAAGGGCGUAUGUCAAAGGCAUUUUUCAUAUGUGCACAUUAGAACGCAAACUUUUUACGGUUUUUUUUCUUUUUUUCUUUUUGAGUGAUAGUCUUUACGCUCAGUUGUUUUGUUUAAAAAAAACAUUUAUUUGGAAGAUAUGAAUUCUUUUUGUAAUGAUAUUUGAAACUUGGAGAGGAACUACAGAAAAAAGAAAAUUUCCUUACAAAACAAAGACAAAGAAUACAAAAGAAAAAAAGUAAAAAAUCUAUAACACUUGAACACCAUCAAACGGAAAUCGAAAUUUUCUUGUACGCUCUCUAUGCUGUAAUAUAUUUAUCAAAAUUUAUUUGUCGAUUGUUUUUUAGUACUAUCUCGUGUAUUAUUUACGAAAUGUUAAAUAUGUGUUUAUGUAUUUACGAGAAAUGAAUAUUGGAUUAUAAAAGUAGAACUGGCGACCUCUUUAUGUAUGUGCCCUUUUUGUGCGUUUCAUAACACUGACUCUCAUGGAUAUUAUUAUUAUUGUUUGAUUAUUCAAGGGGGAACGAGCGUUUUUCUGUGAUUUCUCUAUCCUCUCACAGUUUCAAAGUACGUUGAUUUAUAAUAUUCUUAUUCUGAACAUUGAUUUGCGCAGCAGCCGUUUGGAACGCGUUUUUGAAUGUGCAACGAACUAUUUUACUUUCCUAAAUGCUAAUCUUAUGGAAUGAUUUUAUGGCUUCCAUACCGGCUAUUUUUGGAAUCUCACAGGCACGUCCAAAGUUACACGAGAGAUUAUAUCUAUAAAGAAAAAUUAAAAAAAGAGAGGGAAAGAAACGAAUAUUACACAAUGUCUUUGUACAAAUAUGAAACUUCCAAAACAAAGGGGGAAAAUACAAAAAGAGCGAAAAAGAAUCAUCGAACGAUUCACUGCUCGGCUGCAGCACGAUUCAAAUGUUUCUUCUGUUUCUUGUUGUUGGAUGUUUAGAAUAUAAGAUUUGAGAUCAGCAAUAGAAAUCUGUUAUGUUUAAAUGUUUUGUUCCAUAAUAUAAAAACAGGCGGUCUUCACUGGAUAUAAAAAGAAAGAGAGAAAAAUCCAAAAGAGGAAUUUAUUUAUUCCGUUGUCUGAGAAUAUCAUUGAAGUACUGUAAAACUUUGGUAUUAAAAAAGGGAUAAAAGAGGGGAAAGGAAAAAAGAGUAAUGAAAUUUAACGUUGAAUGUGUACACAUAUAUGCAUUCGGUAAAGCAUUUAGAGCUUUAAAAAAAAUUGGAACGCAUACAAAAUUCUACCUAUGAAUAUUCAUAAAAAGAGAAUCUGCGAUAGUUUCAUUUUAUUACUUUUUAGUUUCGCUCAUUAUUGUAUAUUAUGCGAUAUGUUUGUUUGUCGAAUUAUUGUGAAUGUAAAGUGUUUUUAACUCGUUUAUUUUCUUUAUUAUUAAGUCGUUUUACGUUAAUGCGCAUUUUAUUUAUCAAUUCUUGUUUUCCUUGUUUUUUUUAUUUUGCCUCUUUUGUUCAUUUUGCAUUAUGUCGUACUAUCUCUAUUUCUUUUCUCGUCGUUUCAUUCCAUGUGUACACUAUCCACCGAAACGUUUUACUCUGAUCUUUCGAAUAGCAAAAAACUUGCCAUUAAUUACGUUAGUUGCCAUAGUUCUCUCGGUUUCGUUUUUGCGGCAGGGAGAAAAGCUAUAUGUAGAGAUAUAUAGAUAUAAAUAAAUGAAACUGUGCAAAGCAGAAGGGAAGAAAGAAUGAAAAGAAAAGAGAACCAGAGUGGAACACGAACCCGCAAAAGCUAAUGCUACAACGUAUUCUGUAAAUAUUAAUUUGCCCAUUAUAUAUAUAAAUAUAAUUAUAUAUAUAUAUAUAUAUAUAUAAAUAUAUAAACACCAUUGAUUAUACUAUUAUAAAAAAAUAUAUUAUUACCAAUUGUAAUUUUUAUUUUAUUUUUUUUCGUAUCCUUAUUAUGAUCGAUGCUGAUAAUUAUUGUUGGCUUUUUUUGUUUUGUUGUACUUGCAGCAAUAUCAUGUAAAAGCGCAAAUGAAACCUUUCGAGGAGAAUGCAAAUUUUCAAUAGCCUCAAACUUACGAAAUCGAACAGAUCCAAUAAUAUCCCAACCGUUUUCGUAUUUUAUUUUUCUUUUUCCUUAGAAUUUCCAAUGAAUCAUAUAAGAAUGACAUAUUAUAUUACGUACAACAUAAAUUAUAUCCGUUAACUUUUUGUGCAAUUUCGUUCACGGACUAUGAAAAGAGGGAAGGAAAUUGUUAAACUGUGUAUUGUUCGUAGGUAUACGAUUGCGUAAUGCUAUGCUUGUUCACGGAAGGAAACGGUUAUGAUUAAGACUAUACAUUAGAAUUGUAAGUACAUAAGUGACAGAGACAGACAAUUUUGCGAAACUAAAAUAAUCCCGAACUUUUUUGAAAAUAGUUCUCACUUUUACGUAAUACAAAGGAAGAUUUACAGAUGCCAUGGCCUUAAAGAAACGUACACCUAAAAAAGCUCUUAUAGUAUACAUACAGCGGUAUCUAACAGAUAUAUGCCCUUAGCAAAUAUUACGUAUAAUCGAUACCGAUAUCUUACAACGGAAAGUUGUGCCGGGGUGAAUUUUUCAUGCAGCUCAAAUAUCAUUCAGAGAAGUUUCGGUGAAAACACGCAGUUUUAUUAACAGAUGUGUAUCGUUUAUUGCAUUAAACCUCCAUCGGAUCCAAUGUAUCUCUUCUUUUUUCGUUUCCCUAUGUCAGUUAUAUCUUAUUUCGAUCAAACGCUGCGAUCCUCUGUAAAAAAAAAAAACAGAAUAUAUAAUGGAAUAAGAAUAUUUUUGAAAUUUGAUCUCUGUAAAAAGAACAAAGUAAGAAAUACAAUAGAAGUGCACGAUAAUUUAAACGAUAUUGUUAAUAUCAUUAUCGCUGUUAUUCGGUACAUUGAAAUCGAUGAAGGUUUAAGAAGCGGCAAACAGGAGAUUAAGUUGCGAUUUCGCGGAUGAAACGCAUAAGCGCAGCCUUAUAUUGUAUUUUCAUAUAGUACAACACGCCGAUACGUGGAAAUGAUAAUUGAUAAGUUAAUCGUUUUUGUAUUCUCGGGUCUACUCGUUAUCGAUCGCGGUCGAAAUGGAUCGCCGCGUUCUCGAUGCAUAGAGCGUUCAGUGCUUCCGAACCGAACGAACUGUAUAUUCCUUGAUUCGAUGAUCACGUUCGCUGUAUAUCGAUACAUGGUAGGGCUGGUAUUAUAAUAAUAGUGUCUUAUAGACGAGAGCGUCUUACGACUUGCACGAUUCGUAUUGAAACGACGAUGAGGCUAAAUCUAGGCAACAGAAAGUAAUGCGCGAGAAAGAAGAGAAACGGCAAACGCCCAGAGUUGCAUCGCAUGCAAGUUAGGGAAGAAAGACAAACUGUCAGGAUAGGAAGAAGAAAGGAUUUUAUAAGCGAAGAAGAAGAGAACAUCUAUUUUUCACGAGACGUCGAUCGUGAAAAUGUACAAUAAGUUCAAUUUGUAAAUACGUCACGCGUAAUUAUCUUACUUAAGUAUAUAUAAUAUCGUUGGAAAAAAGCGGCGAAUAACAAUUAUUAUUAUUAUUAUUAUCAUUAUCAUUAUUAUUAUUAUUAUCAUUAUUAUUAUUAUUAUUAUAUCGAUAUACAAGCCGUAAGACGAGGAACUUUGCUCCUUAAAGAUACUUUUCUAAAUAGACAAGAGAGAGGAAGAGACGCGCGUUCAAACGAUUCGUUGUUUCUUAGCUAAGUAAGCUCGAUUUCCACGCUUUAAUGUUGCAUAAGAGAAAUACCGCGAAGAAAAAGUAAAUGUGGCAACAAUACUGGUAGAAGGGAUAAGAUGUUAAAUGAGUAUUCAAUGAGACUUUUUUGUAUGAACAAAUAAACCAAACUAAUUUUUUUCACAUAAUUCGCGUUUACUAGUUGUAAGAUCGUCAAAUGUAAUACGUUGCCGCGACACACAAAAUGAUCAAAGGAUAUAGCAAAAGGAGGAAAGAAGAGGUAAUUUAAGUCGAUGUAUCUAGAAACGACUCUAUGCUGAAGAUAUUAAUCGAAAUUAAAUUAAAGCGACACGAUUCCGCGCGUAGUGCCAAUGCAUUGGAGCGGAGGAAGCAAUACGACGUUAUGCGUAUUGUAAAAGUAUUAAACGUGUGUGGAUUUGUCUUGACUAUUUUCCGUUUCACACGGUAAAAGAUUAAAGAAAGAAAGUAAGGACCGGUGCUAAACGAUGUAUUUGUACGUUCAAUGUACGUUCAUACAUGCACAGGAAUGCGGAAAUUCAUAAGAGAAACGUCUGCACAGGAAUUGAAAGAAUGAAUUUUGUUUUGGGAUACAUAAAGAAGGUAUACAAUGAUAUUAUUUAAUUAUUAAUUUGAACAAAAAGAACACAGAAAAGCAUGGCCUAUAGAUAUAGAAGAGAAUCGUUCUUUCUUUUUCUUCUAGGCGAAACCGACGGACUGUAUAGCAUGUAGACGUAAUAAAUUUAGUGAUCGAAAUGUCGACUCGAAUUCUAGAAGCGAGGAGAGAGGAAGACAGCGUACGCACGAUCAUUUCCUUUUCAAAUAUAAAAGCUCGCACCCGCACUCGAUCUUUUCCUGCGUUCUAUAAUGUUCGCGCGGCGACAACAACUGUAUUAUUCAACUGUAUAAUAGAUCCCUUAGCCCGUAAGCAGAUAUAAAAGAUAUUAAUUCGAUAAUUGAAUUCGAUCGACUCUCUUGUCCAAGGCGAUGCAGCCAAGGUAUUUUUACCAAAUCAAAAACGUCUGUGCGUUACGACGCUAAAUCUAUUCUUGAUCUAUUCUUUCUUCCAAUCAUUGUUUUCAAUUUCUCAUUGAAAGAAACGGAAGAAAUGGAAACUUAAACAAUAGUUUGAAAUAAUAAGUGUUAAAGAUAAGAUUUAUAAAGAUUAAAAAAACUUUGUAGUAAAAAGUGUCUGAUUAAAAAAGAAAAUCGCAAAGUAAAUUGACUGUAUCGCCUUGCGCACGCCUGUAUCAUAAUGAAACGCACGAAUUAUCAUGUGUCAUAUAAAUAUAUAUAUAUAUAUAAAUAUAAAAAUUAUAUAUAUAUAAAUACAAAUAUAUAUAAAUAACUAACAAUAAUGAUAAUAAUUAAGUACCUUACACGUAUAAGCAGUAUCCAAGAAAUCCGAACUAGUUGCACCAAGUGCCAUAGUCCAUAGGUCACAGUACGUUUAAUAUAGCGAGAGAGAGACUACUCGUAGUCGUUGCUAGGGGCAAGAGGAAAGAAAAAGCGUAAUAAAAAAGGGAAAAAUCGAAAAAAACACACGCAUAUAGAGUGAAUAUAAAAGAAAAAGGGAAAGGCAGAUCGAACACGUGGCGUUUGACGACUGGCUAAGUCCUGUUCUUAUUGCUUAUUGUUAAGGUGAACGAGCGUGAAGUGGCAGCUAGCAAUCAGCUAAAAACACGCGAGAGAGAAAAAAAGGAGAGUUAUGUAGUCCGUGUGACCCAAGAUUUCCGAUGGGCCGGUUUCGCCCAUCUUCUGGAGAACGUUUUAGAACAUAAAGCAGACACCAAUAUGACAAUAUACUAAUGAAAUUAAUUUCCGGUCCUGUUGCUCGGUUACUAUUGUCCAUUGCCUCCACCUCCUACCCCUUCGAAGGAAACUUGGAAAAACGAAAAAAAAAAAAAAAUGAAAGAAAAAAGGAAACACCGAACAUCCAUUUACUGUACAAUUUCGCCGUUUAUUUUUCGACACGUUAGUACAUGCGAUUAGACGUGGAUCCCGGCUCGCAAAAUCCGUGCAUUCCCCGACGAAAGAGUUGAAGGAUGCGAGAGAGAGAGAGAGAGAGAGAGAGAAAGGGCGAACGAGUGCGAGAGAGGGAGCGAAAGGAAAAGAAUAGACGCAAUUGUAAAACACGUUACGACCGUGAAUGAAUCGUGAGACGAAAUGCGUGUGACCGUUCUUUUUUUUUUUCUUUUUGCGAGAACAUUAUCAAUUAUCUUAAAGGAAGAAAAAGAAAAUGACAAAAAAAUACUGUAGUAACGUCGCAAUUGUAUGUUGUAAACAUUACUAUUUCAAAUAUAAUGUCAUUAUUAACAGGA